CCAGGGCCUCCCCCUGCACAGAACCAACCUCUUCAUCACCGAAACCCAUCAGCACAAUUUGCUUUUGGUGACUCUGAGCUGGCUCUUCCCAGUCACCUGUUUGUGCUUCAGGCACCUCCUGGAAAUGUCCCUCCUGGGCAGCAGAAGGGCAAGGCCGGGUCCUUGAGCCUGGGCACAUCGUGGCUCCUGACUCACAGGUCACACAUCAGCCUCCACUCAGUGUCCUGGUGCUCUGGAGAUGGUGAAUAAGUACUUUAUUACCUGCCUCACACGACAAUGUGUGCCUUAAACGCUGUAAGUCUUUUAUGUGUCCCGCUGGGUAAUUAAAAGAUGCUUAUCAGAAAUCGUGAGUCAAGCAGGACAUGGGAACAGCAUCCAAAUGGAGGAGAUGUUUUGCCAAUAAAUAAUUUAAUCCUCGUUCCUGCAGAGUGUUUCAUUUAUGAGGGGAAGACUUGGAACCCUAUAAAAGGCCCCGGUCCCUUUGCCUGUCACAAUCUGCUCCCCUGGUCAGCGCCUGCCUUCCCUUGGGAACGGGGUAAGACACAGCCCUGGGUCAUUUUUGGAUGGGGUUUGGAUUCAGGAGGUCACAGACCUGACUUGUUACACUUGAACUUUCAAGAAUGAUGGGCUAAGCCAAGACAGAAGCUGUUGGGAGACCUGGGUGUGGGAUUGGCACUAUGGGCUAAGCCAAGAAAGAAGCUCUUGAGGGUGUGGGAUUUACACACAUGGUGUCUUAUGGUUGAUUCUGUUCCUGGAGGGAAAAAAAAUGAAGGGGGAGGUCAGAAAGAGGGUUUGGACUUAAUCUGACCGGCACUGGGCAGCUGCAGGAGUUUCCUUUGGACCCAGACCCUCAGGAUAGUCGGGUGUGACCCGGUCACGUCUCACUAACGCAGCUUUACGGGGAGUCAAACAAAACCAGAGCAGACGGUGACACCAGCUUGCUGUUUUCCAGGCUUUUCCCUGCAGCUCAGCCAUGAUCUACUCUUCUGGAAGAGAAUCCUACUUCAACCUGAACUCCACCUGGUACGACCCCUCGGGGUCGUGGCUGGACACCCGGCGCACCCCGUUCCGCUACGGCUACGCCAACUGCUGCUCCUCAGGCUGUGACAGUGAGGGGGUCGAGGGCAUGAGGGGCCACGACUACCGGCACUACGGCUACAGGCAGCCCGGCUGCUCCGAGGGGGGCCAGGGCUACGGCUCCUCCGAGUGCUGCCACGGGGGCUCCGCCUGCGUCCGGAGACCCACCUACAGCUGCGGCUCCUCGGGGGGCUGCCAGGGCUACGGGAGGUCCGUCUGCUCCGAGAGGUGCCAGGGAUCAGCAGGGGGCUGCCAGGGCUACGGGAGGUCCGUCUGCUCCGAGAGGUGCCAGGGAUCAUCCGGCUCGUGCCACGGAGGGGGCUCGAGCUGUGUCAGGAGACCCACGUACAGCUCGGGGUCGUCAGGGGGGUGCCAGGGCUACGGCAGGUCGGUGUGCUCGGAGACGUGCCACGGCUCGGGGUACCAGGGGGGCAAGGUGAGCUAUGGGAAGGCCUCACAGUGCAUCCCACAGUGUGUCCCGCAGAGCAGCCCCAAGUGCAUCCCACAGAGCGCCCCAAAGUGUGCCCCAAAGUGCAUCCCACAGAGUGCCCCAAAGUGCAUCCCACAGAGUGCCCCAAAGUGUGCCCCAAAGUGUGUCCCAGUGCAGACCUGUCCCCCUCCAGUGCAGACCUGUCCCCCUCCAGUGCAGGUCUGUCCCCGUCCAGUGCAGGUCUGUCCCCCGCCAGUGCAGGUCUGUCCUCCUCCAGUGCAGGUCUGUCCUCCUCCAGUGCAGGUCUGUCCUCCUCCAGCGCAGGUUUGUCCCCCUCCAGUGCAGGUUUGUCCCCCUCAAAUCCAGCAAGGCUGUGUGCCCGUGCCAAAGGGCAUCCCAAGGCAGCAGCAGAAGCAGGUCUGCAAAAUUCCAGCCCGGAAGAUAAAGUAGAAGCCAAGAGGAGUGAGGACAAACGAAGGGAACGUCUCACUCCUGCACCCUCUGAUGGGCCCCACAUCCUGUGCUGUUCGUGGGGCUCUGCUCUGUCAUCUUGCUUGUAUCGUGCUUUGAAGGCGUAACCCACGGUCUCUGUGAAAUAUUAAAUGCUCUUCCCCUCCUUAUUUCACAGCAGAC
This is a messenger RNA of Pseudopipra pipra, 2140 nucleotides long. RefSeq names its product keratin-associated protein 5-1-like. The transcript has a single exon. Lineage: Eukaryota; Metazoa; Chordata; Aves; Passeriformes; Pipridae. The coding region runs from base 974 to 1957 and encodes 327 amino acids. The record is from RefSeq and is a predicted model, not a curated record.